Linum trigynum is the source of this 1838-nucleotide messenger RNA. The record is from the annotation of a GenBank genome assembly. Lineage: Eukaryota; Viridiplantae; Streptophyta; Magnoliopsida; Malpighiales; Linaceae.
GCCUGCCUCUGACCAAGCUGUUGGUGAAGGAUGCACCAUUUCAUUUCACUCCUGAGUGCACAGUUGCAUUCGAGACAUUGAAGGAGAAGCUUACCCAUGCACCCAUCAUGGUGACUCCUGACUGGUCUCUCCCCUUUGAGCUGAUGUGCGAUGCGAGUGACAAUGUAGUUGGAGCUGUUCUAGGUCAGAGACGCGAGAAGCAAUUUUAGCCCAUCUACUACGUGUCGAAGACCUUGAACGAUGCACAGGAGAACUACACCACCACUGAGAAAGAGCUACUUGCCAUGGCGUAUGCAUUUGACAAGUUCCGACCCUAUCUGAUGCUCUCCCAUGUGGUGGUCUAAAUACACCACUCCGCGAUUCGCUAUCUGAUGAGCAAGGCUGAUGCAAAGCCUAGGCUCAUCCGCUGGAUCCUGCUUUUGAAGGAAUUUGAUAUCGAGAUCUGGGACAAGAAGGGAGCUGAAAAUGUUGUUGUAGAUCAUCUUUCAUGGUUGGAAGCCCUUCCGGCGGACAACUUCGUGGAAGAGAUCAAUGACUCCUUCCCGGGUGAGAGAUUGCUGGCGAUGACCUUGGUAGAGAGCGUUGCCCCUUGGUAUUCUGACUUUGCCAAUUAUCUGGUGGGCAAACAGUUGCCUAAGGGGAUGGCCACUCAUGCCAAGCGCAAGUUCUUCUGCGACCUGAAGCAUUAUUUCUGGGAGGAUCCUUACGUCUUCAGGAUCGGAGUAGAUGGCGUGAUGGAAAAUUUUAAGCUCCUCUCUCACUAUGGUGUUAAGCAUCAGGUGUCAGUGGCUUACCAUCCCCAAACGAAUUGUCAAGCCGAGCUGACGAACCGGGAGCUUAAAAGAAUAACCAAAAAGAUGGUGGAUCAGUCCCGAAAGAAUUGGUCCACCAAGCUUGAUGAUGCUCUCUAGGCAUAUAGGACAACCUACAAAAACCGAAUUGGUACUUCACCAUAUAGGCUUGUCUAUGGGAAGGCGUGUCAUUUACCGGUAGAUCUAGAGCACAAGGCCUUCUGGGCCCUUAAGCUACUAAAUCUGGAUUUGAGUAUUACAGGUACUGAACGUAAGCUGCAACUGCUGGAGCUGGAGGAAUGGUGUUACCACGCCUACGAGAACACCCUGCUCUACAAGGAGCAAACCAAGCGUCUCCAGGAUGCUUGGUUGAAAGGCCCAAAGGAGUUUCAGGUAGGUGAUCGUGUUCUUCUCUUUAAUGCAUGCCUGAACUCUUUCCGGGCAAGCUGCGUUCGAGGUGGUCGGGACCCUUCACGAUCACCCAAGUAUUCCCGCAACGUGUGGUGGAGAUCAACAAUGCUCAAACUGAGCCGUUCAAAGUGAACCGCACAGAACUGUUGAUCAAGCUCGAGGACCUUAGUUCCUCUACUAGCGCCUAGCUAAAAGACGGUAAAGAAGCUCUUGUGGGGAGGCAACCCCACCAUAGUUUGCAAUUCUUUCCCUUUAUCCUUUUCGAUUUUGUCGGUUUUUUGAGUCAUUGAGUCUGUCGGGAGUCUGUCUGGCAAGUAUAUCAUGCCCAGGGCGGUCUGUUUUCAUCUGUAGUUGUGUAUUUUUCGAGCCAAGGCACAAAUGAGGUUUGGUUGUUUGAAAUCUUGGUUUUGAAAUUGUACAGAGGAAGGCUCGGCAGUACAAACACGGGCACUAGGGGUUGAAAACACGGCCGUGUUUCUUCCCUUGUCCACCCGUGUUUUGGCCCUUCGCCCAGCAACGCCUCGCACUAAGAAGCAUGGGCGCCAGGGGUUGAAAACACGCCGUGUUUCGACCCCUUCUCGCCCGUGUUUUGCUAAAGGGGGAGUCGUACCUCGACAGUAAAAACACGGGCGUGAC